Molecule: messenger RNA, 1004 nt
Organism: Exaiptasia diaphana
Lineage: Eukaryota; Metazoa; Cnidaria; Anthozoa; Actiniaria; Aiptasiidae
Exons: 6
Molecular function (GO): nucleic acid binding
Source: RefSeq, a predicted model, not a curated record
GUUAUCCGAAGGAACUACGCUGGAGGGUUGUUUUUAUGCUUCGAGAAGGUAGAACAACGUCCGAAAUUGCACAGACGCUACAUGUUGGUAAAACGUUUGUCAAAAAGAUCAAAGGCUUAUUCGAUACAACUAAUUGUGUUGAUGACCGACCAAGGUCAGGCAAGUUGAGAAGCUUGAGAGCACAAGAAAUACGGCUAUUGAAAAAUAUUAUCGAACAGUAGGUCUACGAAGACGAAUUUCAAGAAUGGCUUCAAUAUUUGACCGGGAAUACGUUCUCUAUUGCUGCUAUUCAUAGGUGCAUAAAAAAAAUGGGCUGGACGAGAAAAAAGCUUAGUCUUAUUGCAUACCAGAGAAAUGAAAGAUUACGUGCUGAGUUCCGUAGGAGAAUAUCACAGUUUGAACCACACCAAUUACUUUUUAUAGAUGAAUCAUCAAAAGAUGAAAGGACAUUCCAGAGGCGCUAUGCUCGUGGUCUGAAAGGUAGAAGAAUUUCUGUGAAAGGAAAUUUCACCAGAGGAACAAGAUAUAGUGUUAUUAGUGCCCUCAGUAUCCAAGGUGUUGUAGGAUCCCAUACUAUUUUGGGGGCUUUCAAUCAGGAGCAAUUUGAAUUUGCAGUUACAAACUUUAUAUUGCCAUUUGUUGGAUCAUGUGCUAGGAGGGARUCCUGUUCUGUUGUUAUAUUGGAUAAUUGUACUAUCCACAACUCUAAUGAAGUAUUUCAAGCCAUUAGAAGAAGAGGUGGUAUUGUAAUGUUUUUGCCACCUUAUUCCCYUGAUAUGAAUCCAAUAGAAGAAGCAUUUGGUUCUUCAAAGGUUUGGCUACAAAGACACCCAGAUGUAUGUACUAAAUAUCCAAAGUGGUGCUUUGAAAUUUCAUUGGAGAAGAUAACUGAUGAACAAAGUGCAGGCUUUUUUAUGGACAGUGGUUACUUUUAACCAACAAAACACAAGGUGCUUUUUAACACAACAAUUAUUAUUCAGAACUGAAUAAAAAACUCCAACAAG